Fonsecaea erecta is the source of this 315-nucleotide messenger RNA. RefSeq lists its product as hypothetical. Bases 1 to 315 code for a protein of 104 amino acids. Gene Ontology annotation, molecular function: 2 iron, 2 sulfur cluster binding. The record is from RefSeq and is a predicted model, not a curated record. NCBI's taxonomy places the organism in Eukaryota, Fungi, Ascomycota, Eurotiomycetes, Chaetothyriales, Herpotrichiellaceae. Gene Ontology annotation, biological process: intracellular iron ion homeostasis. Gene Ontology annotation, cellular component: cytosol; nucleus. The transcript has a single exon.
AUGGCGGCGCAUACGGACACUGAAGCCGCACAAGUCGCCGCAUCUUCCUCUCCAUCCAUCACCCCAGAGUUCCUCACCGAAAAGCUCAAACAAUCCAUGAACAUAACCCAUAUCAGUAUGGAAGAUAUGUCUGGUGGUUGUGGACAAGCCUUUAACGCCAUCAUCGUGUCGCCAGACUUUGAGAAGAAAACGCUGUUGGCACGGAGUCGGCUGGUCAACGGGGUGCUAAAGGACGAGAUCAGGGCAAUCCAUGCCUGGACGCCGAGAUGUUUGACUCCAGAGCAGUGGCAAAAGGAGAAAGAGAGGAUAGGGUGA